Penicillium cataractarum is the source of this 1647-nucleotide messenger RNA. RefSeq lists its product as uncharacterized. The transcript has 3 exons. Gene Ontology annotation, molecular function: carbohydrate:proton symporter activity. Bases 1 to 1647 code for a protein of 548 amino acids. Gene Ontology annotation, biological process: carbohydrate transport; transmembrane transport. The record is from RefSeq and is a predicted model, not a curated record. Gene Ontology annotation, cellular component: membrane. NCBI's taxonomy places the organism in Eukaryota, Fungi, Ascomycota, Eurotiomycetes, Eurotiales, Aspergillaceae.
AUGUCGAUGCAGGCAGAGUCUCGUUUGCGUUUUUGCACUUUGGCCCCGGUGGCUUUGCUAUCGCGGUGUGCAGGAUCGCUUCGAACGAUGAUGGCCAUGUCCGACAAGGAUGAAAAUGGCUCUGCAGAAGCUGAGCAUGUCGGCCCCUCGGCUCGAGAGAAGGGCGUUGUUAAUGCGCGCUUGGUCUUUGCUUGUAUCGUGUUUGGAGCAGCGUCGUUUAUGUUUGGAUACGAUGAUAAGCUUAUUUCGCCUGUGGCGGCCUUGUCUGGUUUCGUUGAAAAAUUCCAAGGACCAAACCCAGUUACGGGCAAGUUGGUUCUCACAGCGCGCAACCAGAAUCUGGUCUUUUCGCUGCCUCUGGUGGGCGCUAUCCUCGGAGGACUGCUAGCCUCACCUCUGAAUUUUCAUUUUGGUCGCAAGUGGCCUCUGGUAGCAGCGUAUAUCGUUUCUAUUGGUGGUGGCCUGCUCCAAGUCUUUGCGCCGAAUCUAGGGGCUUUCGUCGGCGGUCGAUCCAUCAAUGGGAUUGCAAUGGGGAUUGCAAUGGCAACGGCUCCUCUUUAUUUAUCAGAGGUCGUCCCUGCUUCAAUGCGAGGCCGAAGUGUCAGCUCCCUCAACAUCCUCAACCUCACAGCCGGAGUGGUCAGCACCGUCAUCGUAUGGGGCACCCAAAAACUCGGGGGUCAUUUAUCAUUCCAGAUUCCCCUCGCGGUUCAAUCAGCUGUACCAGUCAUUUUGAUUCUACUUACAAUUCCCCUCCCCGAAAGCCCAGAAUGGCUCGUUGCAAAAGGCAACCUCUCCCAAGCCCGAAGAAACCUUCGCAAACUCCGCGGCUUCAGCGACGCAAAGGUCAACGAUGAACUUCGUCUGAUGGAGCUAUGCGAGAAGCAAAACCGUGAAAUGCGAGCCGAAGUCAAAUUCUGGCACAUUUUCCAACGUCAACAUCUCAGACGGACUCUUGUCGCUGGCUCGUUUUUCUCGUUGAAUCAGAUAUCGGGUAUUAUUCUCUCAACGACGUACACGACUGUUUUCCUUACGCAACUGGGCAUUGGGGAUGCCUUUUCUCUGACUAUCAUCGCUUCAUGUUGUACUUUGGCUGGUACAAUCGCUGCACCACUGGUCAUCGACCGCGCCGGUCGUCGACCAACAGCUUUCGUCGGAAUGGCCAUCCUCUUCAUCAUCGACGUCGUGGCUGGUACCCUCGCCUUCUACCGCAAAAACAAUCAAGCCACCCUCGCCAUCGCCGCAUUAUCCUUCAUCUUCAAUUUCUUCUGGGCUUCCUCCUUCUACUCCCUUUCCACACUGAUGCCUUCAGAAAUCGCUACCCCCAAACUUCGCCACCAUACCAUGUCCUACACCAUCGCAUGUCAAGAAGUAACGGCCGUGAUUACAACGCUAGUCGUCCCGCAACUGACAUCUGCAGAUGCGGCAGGUCUAGGCGCAAAGACGUAUCUUAUCUUUGCGGGGUGCAUGGCUGCGAUUAUUGUUUUUGUGUACUUUUAUAUGCCGGAGACCAGGGGCCGGACGUUUGCGGAGAUCGAUGAGAUGUAUGCGGCGAAGGUGCCGGCUUGGAAGUGGAGGUCUUAUCGGACGUCGAGUGAGGCGAGGACUGGGGAGGAGGUGGUUGGUUCUGGGAAGCAGGAGACGUGA